This is a messenger RNA of Salvelinus sp. IW2-2015, 765 nucleotides long. Its product is annotated as mitochondrial amidoxime-reducing component 1-like. NCBI's taxonomy places the organism in Eukaryota, Metazoa, Chordata, Actinopteri, Salmoniformes, Salmonidae. The record is from RefSeq and is a predicted model, not a curated record.
UCAGAGCCCACGAACUAGUCCUGUAUAUCUGACGUCAUCACAGAACAACCCCUUCACUGACAAGUUCAAUAAGACAAACCGAUCUCUGGUUCAAUGUCCAUCUGAGCCGUUUGAAAAGUGAAGAUGUACUUUAAAGAAGUGUUAAUGAAUGCGUUCACAGAGAAUAAGAAAGCCCUGCUGUUGGCUGGGGGUGCUGGUCUUACUGUUGUCGGACUGGGACUUGGCUAUAAGUAUUUUCUCAAACCGGAGAAAGUUGUCCGUGUGGGAGUUGUGUCACAGCUGCUCAUUCACCCAUUGAAAUCGGGGAAAGCCGUGUCCGUGGCCCUUGCAGAAUGUCAACAGAUUGGUUUGAAGUACGGUGAGCUACAAGAUCGGCACUGGCUGGUGAUCACUGAGGAUGGUCAUUUCGACGGCAGACAGGAGCCUCGCCUUGCGGUGUCUCUGACCAGCGAGGGGGGGCAGACGUGUCUGAACGGACCAGACAUGGAGGAGCUCAGGUUCCCCCUACUGCAGCCCGACAACCCUGUCAUCGACUGCAGAGUGUUUAGCACUGACAUCCAGGGCAGGGACUGUGGAGACGAGGCGUCUAGCUGGCUGACCCGUUACCUGGGGGCAGGUAAAACCUAUCGCCUGGUGCACUUUGAACCCCACAUGACACACAGGAGAUCAGCGGACUGCGAGUCUCUCUUUCCUCGCAAUGAAAAGAUAGUGUACCCUGACCUUGGCCCUGUCAUGUUGUUGUCUAGAUAGUGUACCCUGACCUUG